AAAGUGAAUAUGGUGCUGUUAAGCACCUAACCUUACAUGUGAAACCCUCAAAACUACGUAGUUUUGAUUAUGUUUUUUUUAAAAAAUGAUUUUUAUUCUUUUCUUCUCCUAAUUUCUCUCCAUUUAUUUAGCCCCUUUUGAUUUCAUAUCCCUACUGCCGCUGCCAUCAUCAAAACCACGUCCAAGACUUGCCUUCAAGAAAUUGUUAAUCGAUCAAAGAGUCAAUGCAGGACACGCACAAGCUAAUGGAUUCAGAAGUUCAACUAGAGGAGGAGGCUUCAAAAACGAAUCUGAUUGACGAUAUUGAUGCAAAUGGGUACUUAGUCACACAUAGCGGUUCGGAUGCUGAAGUAGAGUUAAGAAAAGAUUUAGACAUGGAUUUCAGGUUUGAGAAAGAAGUAGCUAGUGAUGUAACUGGACAGGUUUUCGAUACUCUUGAUGAGGUAUAUGAUUUUUAUAGUCGUUAUGCAUUUGUACAUCGUUUCCCGAAUGCGAUAAUGUCUCUAUUUUUUUUUUUUUUUUUGCUAUCGGCAGGAUGUACAUAACACAGUGGAUUUACAACCUCAAUUAGAGGAGGAAACUUUGGAAACAAAUCAGGCUGACGGUUUGAAUGUUGAAAUAGAGAAAAAUAAAGACGCGAACGUUGAUCAUGGGUUUGAGAAAGAUGAAGAUAAUGAUGUAAUGGGAAUGGAUUUUGACAGUCCUGAUGAUGCAUAUGAGUUUUACAACCGCUAUGCCUUUUUACAUGCAUUUGGAAUACGCAUUUUUCAAACUUUUAGAGAUAAGACAACACAUGAUCCUUAUAGAAAGAAAUAUGUAUGCAACAAACAAGGUUUUAAAGAUUUAAAGAGUAAUAGUUCCGCUGGGCAUGUUAAGAAGCGUCGCAGGGAUUUAAGGACAGGAUGUGAAGCAUAUCUUCGGAUUUCUAAAAGUAAAGGUGGAAAAUGGUUAGUAGAUAUGUUUAAUGAUGUACACAAUCAUGAGCUAACUGUUACUCCAACCAAAGUAAUGAAACACCGUUCUCAUGGGAAGUUUCACCGCUCAAUGGCAUGCAAAUCUCUAGCAACGGAACUUGGUCGAUCUGGGUUGAAACCUUGUCAAAUCAAGAAGGUCGUAAAUACGGUGAAAAGUCCACUACAAAAUGAUGUUACAUCAAAGCAGUGUGCUGAUAUCUUAGCUGAGCAACGAAAACAGUAUAAAGGUAAAGAGUUUUAUGGGCUCAUUAAACAUUUCCAAGAUAAACUUAUUGAAGAUCCUAACCUUUAUUUUAUUGUGGAUUUAUUUGAUGACGGGUCUCCAAGAAAUAUUUUUUGGGCUGAUGGGAGAUCACGAGACUCAUAUAUAAAAUUUGGGGACGUUGUUGUUUUCGAUGUCACGUACAUGACCAACAAGUUUAAGAUGCCAUUUUCUCCAUUUGUGGGGGUGAAUCACCAUGGUCAAUCCAUACUUUUUGGUGGUGCAUUACUGGAGAAUGAGAAACAAGAAACUUUUGAAUGGUUAUUUCAAAAUUUUCUAAAGUGCAUGUUUAAUAAGUAUCCACAGGCAAUAAUUAUUGAUCAAGACAAAGCUAUCGGCAAUGCAAUCAGAGUUGUUUUCCCAAAUACGCGACAUCGUUAUUGUUCAUGGCAUAUUAAGAAACAUGAGAUCGAGCAUCUUCGAGCUCUUACAGUUCGUUACAAUGACAUUGAAGGGUUAUAUAAACAAUGGGUAAAAAGUAACACAGCUGAAGAAUUUGAAACUCGUUGGGAAUUUUUAUGUGGAAAAUAUAAUUUUGAAAGUGGCAGUUGGAUAAUGGAGAUGUAUAAGCAACGUAAACUUUGGGCUAAAGCUUACUUAAAAGAUUGUUUUUUUGCUGGCAUGACAUCAAGUGGGAGAAGCGAAAGCAUUCAUUCAUUUUUUGAUGGAUAUGUCAAUUCAAAGACCAUGUUGAACGAGUUUGUUAUCCAGUAUGAUAAAGCUGUUGAGGCUCGACGGGCAGCUGAAGAAGAUGAAGACUUUAAGAGCAUAAACUCAAAGCCAGUUCUUUCUUCUGUUAAUCCAAUAGAGGCAAAAGCAAGUUCACGUUACACUAGAAAACUCUUUGAUGCAUUCACAAAAGAAUGGACAGAAGCUACAUUCAAUUUAACUCAUGAGACGGUAAGCAAAAAUUUAGAAGAAAUCAUAUAUAAGGUUGGCCAAUUGGGUAUUGAUAAAAUAUACUGGAGAAAUGUUACUUUCCGUCUGUCACAAAAGAUAGAUGUGACAUGUUCAUGUGCAAAGUUUGAAACAUAUGGAAUAUUAUGCAAGCAUAUCUUAUAUGUCUUGAAGAAGAGACACGUUGAAACCCUUCCCGAUCAUUAUAUUUUACCUAGAUGGACACUUGAUACCAGGUAUAAGUUGGAUAAUAGCAACAUUGGGCUCGGAAAUAUACAUGGUGAAAAUGAAGUAAGUGCGUUAACAUUAUGGUGUGUUCAGUCAAAUUUCAGAAAAGCAAUCGAACAUGCACGAGACUCUCCAUUUGAGAUAAAGAAGCUAAAUACCAUAUUGAUGAAGUUUUUAGAUGAACAAAGUAAUCGAACGAAGUCCAAACAAGUUGAGAUUACAUCACAAGAUUCUAAUGUGGGAAGUUCACAAGUAAACAUGAUGCCUCAAAUUUCUAUCCGGGAUCCAUUAGUUCAUACUAAUACUAAAGGGCGUCCAAAAAAUGCAACUAGAAUCAAAUCUUCCCUUGAAGCACCAAAAAAGAGAACUUGUUCCUACUGUCAGGAAAAGGGUCAUAACAUCACCGGAUGCUCGAAAAAGAAGGCAGAUGCUGCUUUAAAAGAAAGAGAAGGAUGAUGUGUGAUGUUUGCAAUCGUUUCUAGAGUAGGUUUUUGAUGAAGAAUUGAUUAGAUUCUAUGUUUUUGGAAUCUCUAAACAUUUAUUCAGUUAUCAAU
This is a messenger RNA of Helianthus annuus (common sunflower), 2915 nucleotides long. Its product is annotated as protein FAR1-RELATED SEQUENCE 5-like. The record is from RefSeq and is a predicted model, not a curated record. Gene Ontology annotation, molecular function: zinc ion binding. Gene Ontology annotation, biological process: regulation of DNA-templated transcription. Lineage: Eukaryota; Viridiplantae; Streptophyta; Magnoliopsida; Asterales; Asteraceae. Bases 682 to 2817 code for a protein of 711 amino acids. The transcript is spliced from 3 exons.